Phragmites australis (common reed) is the source of this 623-nucleotide messenger RNA. RefSeq lists its product as uncharacterized. The transcript has 2 exons. Lineage: Eukaryota; Viridiplantae; Streptophyta; Magnoliopsida; Poales; Poaceae. The record is from RefSeq and is a predicted model, not a curated record. The coding region runs from base 93 to 452 and encodes 119 amino acids.
UGUCGUUAGGAGAGAGAGAGAGAGAGGGGUUAGGAGAGAGAGAGAGGGGGAGGUCGGGGGGCAAGAUAGAGGGGAGCGUGCGCAGGAAGCUGAUGAGGCUCCUGUCGUUCGUGCCCUGCGGCUGCCGUGCGGGACCCAUCGACGACGCGCCGCCGGCGGAACACGCCGGAGACGCCGGGGCAGCGGCGAGGAGGAGGCGCCGGAGGAGGGCCAACAGGUCGCCGGGGACAGCAGCAGCCCAGUGGCGGCCAUCUCUCGGGGACAUCUACGAGGAGUACAGCACCGACGCGGCCAAGGCCCGCGGCCGGAGGGUUGUGCCGGCGAGGCCAGGCAAGUCGGCGUCCUGGGACGUCGCCAGGGUGCUGCCCCGCGCGCACAGUGAUGAGCACCGGCACCUGGAGAGCGCGUCGUCGAUGCCAGCGUCGUUCGCGCCGACGGCGUUCCUGUUCUGAUCAUGGCGGCGUCGGCAUGGACCGAUCGACGAUGACGACAAGAAGCACCAAAGUGAACAAUUAUUGGAAGCAUAUGUACAGAUUAUUAUCUACGUAUUGCAGAACCAAGGAUUUAUACGAAUCCAGGAAUUAAGGCAUCUCUUCUUCGCGAGAGAUAGCUAGCGUACGUAA